UACUUCUUGUAUGUUUAUUAGGUAUUUUCAAAGAAAUAAAGGGGUGAAGUUGUUUAUAUGGUGGAAACAAUGAUAUAGUGGGAAAGAAUAUUGGAUGAUCUGAUUUUGCUGUGGCAACGAAUUGUUGCACUUGAAAGUUGUACUGCAAUUGUCGCUGCAGUUGAAAUCCGUUACCUCGACUUGAUUCCUCGACUCCACGUACGGGUAUUUACCUACCUAUAUUAUCAAGAGGAAACAGUAUUGAGGUAGAGCGCAUUGAUUGCCGAAUAGGAAUUUAAGGUAACAAUUUAUUGAUAUUCUAUUCGCGACGGGAAUCUGCUGGAGAUAGCGGAAGCUAGCAGGAGGUCGCAAGAGAAACAUUGAUCCAAUCCAAUCACAUUUACACUACAGCAACAGAGAUAUUUAUUUCCAGUCGCACUUUUCAUAACCACAUACGAUCAGAUCGCAAAUAAAUUACGGUUUACAGACUGCAGGAUACAUUUGAAAAGCUUGCACUUAGAUCCUACUUUAGCUACCUACCUACCUACUCUCCCCACACCACCAAAGCCAAAAUUUAAUUACAGCUACGAGAGGAACCACAAUGCCACCACGAACCUUACGCAAACGAGAACGGAGAGCAAGUUCGCGCGACGCAAAUGCGAAUUUAAACGAAAAUAGUUCUCCAAAUACAAUCACAGUGCAAACUACUACGACGACUACAACUACAAUGACGGUUGGUGCAAAUGGGUUUGAGGUUGAUGAUGAUGGAUCUAGGAGAACUAGUGCUGGGAGAACAAGUAUUGGGGAAAAAAGACAGACAGGAUUGGCGGAAUUUGGUAUUACGAGGAGUCCGCAUCCGCAGAAUAGGAGACGGGCGUGUGAGGUUGAUGGGGAAGAGGAUGAGGAGGGAGGAAGUGGUGGAAAUGGCUUAAAUGGAAAUACUGUGAAUGGGACAACAAUGAGCGAACUUACCUAUAGGCAAGAACGAGAAUCUACAAAUACACCUAAACGCAGAAGAACAAGCGGGGCUAGUCGUGUUAAUGGACCGACUAUCGUUUCAGGUUUAGGUGGAAGGGAAUCAAUUGGAGAAAGAGAAACACCUAGGGAAAGGACGAGAGAAAGAGAUGUUACUGUUAGCAUGGAAAAUUCAUUACCAUCCCCUCCGGCUGAGGAAUCGGAGGGUGAUCAGGAUGGCGAUGCUAUUGAAGUUGAUACGGGAAGGAGUUCACCUUCUGAGGAGAAAAGUGGAAGAGGAGAAAGUAAAGAUAUGAGGGAUGACGAGGAUGGAGAAAAAGAGAGGAAUAUUGAUGAUGUGGUUUUUGGGAAUCUUUGUUUUAAGAGUUGGUAUUCGAGUCAUUAUCCUAGGGAUAUUAUUGGUAAUGGGAAUCUGGAAAGUCAUUCUCAGACUGUUAGUCAGGGGAGUGGAAAGAGUAGUAAGAGUGGAAAAAGUGGAAAAAGUGGAAAAAGUGGAAAGAGUGGUAAGAGUGGGAAGGGUACUAAAGGUGGAAGUGACAGAGAUGCUAGGGGAGCAAAGGGAUUACAGGUUGAUAAAUUGUAUGUCUGUAAUUGGUGUUUUGGAUAUACUGUUAGUGGUGGAGAAAUGGCGAGACAUAGGAAAUGUUGUGAAAGAAAGGGAACUGUUCCUGGGAAUUGUGUUUAUGAACACGAGGAGGGUGGGGAGUGGAGUGUAUGGGAAGUAGAUGGAGAGGUUGAAGGUGUAAGUUUUGUCCUUUUUCUUCCCCUGUAUUAUUCUCACAAUGAAAUACAUCCUAACAUAUCGUUACAAAAUAGACCUUUUCUCAAUCUCUCUCCCUUUUCGCCAAACUCUUCCUCGAUAACAAAUCCGUUCUCUAUGAUGUCCAGUCAUUCAAUUAUUUCCUCCUCGUUCACACAGAUCUCGAUACUGCCGAAAGACAAAUCAUAGGUUUCUUUUCAAAAGAGAAAAUGUCCUGGGAUAAUAAUAAUCUCGCUUGUAUCCUGGUAUUCCCUCCUUGGCAAAAGAAAGGUCUGGGAAGUAUACUCAUAGGUGUGAGUUAUGAAAUUAGUAGGAGGGAGGGUUUACUUGGAGGACCAGAGAAACCAAUAAGCGAGUUGGGAAAAAAGGGGUAUGGAAGGUUCUGGGGUGCAGAAGUGGCGAGAUAUUUGUUGGAAUUGGAGGAAGGUGACGAUAUUAUGGAGGGUGUAGAGGAAGAUGAGGAAGAAGAAAUUGAAGCUGUGAAAGUGGUUCAAAAGCCAGUGGCUAAGAAACCUUCAGGAAAGGGUAUGGGGAAGGGUUGGAGAAAGGGUAUGAAGGGUGUAGGGAUGCAGCCUCAAACGCUUAAUCAGUCGAAAGAUACGCCGACUGUAUCAGCUAAAUCAACACCAAAACCAGCAAAAUCAGCACCGGCUCCUAAAUUACCGGCAACACCUCCUAUGGAAAAUAACUGUGGUGUAACAACCGUGGAGGCUAUUAGUAAGGGUACAUGGAUAGCAGUAGAAGAUGUACUGAGUGUAUUGAGGAGCAUGGGUGUGCUGGAAAAAGUAGGUGCAGGCAAAACUGGAAAAGGCAAUAAGGGAUAUAAAGUUAAAGUAGAUAAAGAGAUGGUUCGACAAUGGGUGGAGAAGCAUUGAAAUGGAGAGGUAUGUGAGGGAAGAGGGUUUGUGGAGGGUUAUGGUUGGCCUAAAGAGGGAGUCGGGAAGA
Sclerotinia trifoliorum is the source of this 2659-nucleotide messenger RNA. NCBI's taxonomy places the organism in Eukaryota, Fungi, Ascomycota, Leotiomycetes, Helotiales, Sclerotiniaceae. The record is from the annotation of a GenBank genome assembly.